ACCAGUGCAGCUGGAGAGGAAGUGGUUUGUCUCAGCAGCAGGGCAGCGUGGAGCAGAUCUCCCUGCACUGCUCUGAGGGCACUCUGGACUGGCUCUACCCCAAAGGGGCCCUGCGCCUCACCCUCUCGCCCCGCCUGGCCUCGGCGGCGGUGGGGCCCGGCGGCAGCAGCAGCUCGGGCCUCAUCACCGCCUGCGUCAAGCCGUCCGACCAGUUCAACGGGGCGCAGCUGUACCUGGAGCGAGACGGGCUCCUGGAGCUCCUGGUCGGGGACAGAAUUGAGUCGUCCCCGCCUCCGAGGGUGCGCUGCUUCAGCCGGCUGCCCGGRGAGAGGCUGGCCCUGUUCCUGCAGGCGACGCCCCAUCAGGACAUCAGCAGGAGGAUUGCAUCCUUUCGCUACGAACUGAGAGGAGACCGGACCGCCCGCAUGUCUCUGGACUCCAACUCCAUCAACAGUGAAGAUGCCUGCAGACCCUGCAAUGACACAGAGAUUCUGAUGGCUGUUUGCACCAGUGACUUUGUGGUGCGAGGUAACAUCCGGUCGGUGGAGGAAGAUGAGAAUUUACGGGCAGCGGUGAUCAAGGUCAGCACCACCCGUGUGUUCCGGCAGAAGUACGCACUGUUCACCGGCAGCAGCCGCCUGGCCAGCCGGGGCGAGAUACGGACUCUGCUUCAGUGCGGCGUCAAACCAGGACCCGGGAGCUUCCUGUUCACCGGCCGGGUUCACUUUGGGGAGGCCUGGCUCGGCUGCGCUCCCCGCUACAAGGACUUCCAGAGGACUUACGCUCAGGCCAAAGCGGCCCGACAGAUACCCUGUGAACUGCCUGUGGACUGAAAAACUCUGCAGGAGCUCGUCUGCCAAUGCAGAAAGAAAGAAAUGGUGCUAAAAUGGCCCAGUUCAGAAAGAGGCCACAGUACGGCCACUGUAGUCCCAGAACUACCAACGGAUCUUCCCUGAAGGGCUGAGGACUGAAAUGAACACCCGUUUCAGUGCAACCAUCAGUCACAUGGUCUGAAAUGGUGGAGUUACGACUCGUUGAUUGAAAAAAAAAACCUGGCAUUGAACAAUGAUGCCACAGCCAGUCAGCGUWAAUUUAUUGAAAACUUUCUAUUGGUGUUCAGUCAGGUUAUUUAUUCACAUCCUUUGAGAAUCCUUGGUUUGAAACUCAGGAAAAUAAUGAGAAGUUCCUCUACUGUGGUUCUGGAGGAUCCUCUUUAGGGCAGGUGUUGCUGUGGUCUAGGAUUUCCAAACUUGUUUUUGCUUCCUCCACAGUAUUUUUCCUCUGAUCGUGUGUAAUUAUAUGGGACGAUGACGUUCGACUGAUGUCCCUCGACAUGCUGGGGGUUGUCUUCAGUGAAAACUGUUUGCACUCAUAGAGGAAAAGGAAAUGGUCUAGAGAAUGAAAUGCUGCAAGCAUUGAAAACCAAAAAAUAAAAAUAAAAAUAAAUAUUAAAAAA
This is a messenger RNA of Austrofundulus limnaeus, 1456 nucleotides long. RefSeq names its product meteorin, glial cell differentiation regulator (gene metrn). NCBI's taxonomy places the organism in Eukaryota, Metazoa, Chordata, Actinopteri, Cyprinodontiformes, Rivulidae. Gene Ontology annotation, molecular function: hormone activity. Gene Ontology annotation, biological process: glial cell differentiation; positive regulation of axonogenesis. The record is from RefSeq and is a predicted model, not a curated record.